This is a messenger RNA of Drosophila takahashii, 879 nucleotides long. RefSeq names its product trypsin delta-like. The record is from RefSeq and is a predicted model, not a curated record. Gene Ontology annotation, molecular function: serine-type endopeptidase activity. Gene Ontology annotation, biological process: proteolysis. NCBI's taxonomy places the organism in Eukaryota, Metazoa, Arthropoda, Insecta, Diptera, Drosophilidae.
ACUGAAUACCUAUAAAAGAAUGGGGUUUUCUGGGUUAAAGUCACACUCAACUCGAACUCAAUUCAAGAUGUUCAUCCAAUGGGCUUUUCUGAUCUCCAGCGCAACCCUGAUCUCCGCCGGAUCUAUAUCGAUUUCGGAAAGGAUUGUCGGAGGACAGCCGGCGAACAUUUCCGAGGUACCAUGGCAGGUCUCACUUCUCAAGAGGGGCAAACAUGAUUGCGGUGCUGUCAUUUUUAGUGACGAUAUAGUUUUAACUGCUGCCCAUUGUGUUUUGUCCAAUAAUCUAAAAAAAUACUCAGUGAGAGUGGGAUCAUCAAUAGCGAACCAAGGAGGCCAAGUGGUGCAGAUAGCAAGCAUCAAACGGCACGAUAAAUACUUAAAAAUCUUCGGCUCGUCCUUUAAUGAUAUAGCCGUCAUCCGGCUAAAGACCAAGCUCCAGUUGGGUGACAGUGUAAGACCCAUCCCUUUGGCAGACAGCGCUCCUGCAGGUGGAACACCUGCAUUGGUUUCCGGAUGGGGAGCUAUCAAACAUAAAGGGGUGAAUUCGAAAACCCUUCUGAAAACCACAGUGAAUAUAGUAGAUCGGAAUGUUUGCGGAAAGUCCUAUAAGUUUAUGACUCAAGAUAUGAUCUGUGCCGCUGCUCCCGGGAAGGAUUCCUGUCAAGGAGACUCUGGAGGUCCUCUGGUCGUCGAUGGUAAACUUGUUGGCAUCGUUUCUAAUGGCAAAGGAUGUGCUCGUCCCUUUUAUCCUGGAAUCUAUGCUAAUGUGGCUGUACUCAAGCCCUGGAUCGAAGAUAAUAUUAAAUCUUUAAUGUACGAAAGUAAAUAAGUGUGCAGUUUGAAGCAUACUGAAAAUCCUAAUAAAAAAUUAAAACCCUA